Rotaria sp. Silwood2 is the source of this 525-nucleotide messenger RNA. Lineage: Eukaryota; Metazoa; Rotifera; Eurotatoria; Philodinida; Philodinidae. The record is from the annotation of a GenBank genome assembly.
AUGAAACUUUUAGAGGAUGGUAAAUAUUUAUGGGACAUUCUUAGCUUUACGGCUGUUCCGCCAUGUACACCUCAAUCAAGAUCAAGUGGAACAUUGUUUUCUGUUACAAAUCCAGCAUCAUUCGCUUAUCCUAGUUACACUUGUUAUGCAUACACUUGGGUAGCAACUGGAUCAUCAGCAACAUUAUCCUUCUUUUUUCGUCAUGAUCCCGGUGGUUGGAUGCUAGACGAUGUUAAUGUUUAUCAUGGUUUGACACAAUUAAUUGUGAAUGGGGGUUUUGAAGCCGGUGCUCUAACUGGAUGGAGUUAUUCGGGUUCAUGUUACUUUUACACUGGUACGGCGUACUCCGGAAGUAGUUAUGCUAAAUCAGGAAGCUAUUACUAUUACGAUCGCUGUAGUCAGUAUGGUGAUACAAUAAGUCAAACAUUUGCAACAGUUGCUGGUGAUAUAUAUGUUAUUAGUUUUUGGCUAACAAACUAUUCAUGCUGUUCAGCGACUGAAAUUGCUAAUGUUACAAUAACAUAA